UUACGGAUAUUCUCUGAUUAGUUCAGAGUUGUAUGAUCCAUCGACAGGCACUUGGACCAUCAGUGACAGUAUGAAUAACUUACGGCAUCUACACGCAGCAUCAAUAUUAACGAAUGGAAAAGUCUUGGUUGUUGGUGGAAUUAGUACGGAUUGUCUAAAUAGUACUGAGUUGUACGAUUCAUCAACCGGAACAUGGUCAAGCACUGAUAGUAUGAAUAAUAUUCGAUAUUCCCACACAGCAUCCAUUUUAACAAAUGGUAGUGUCUUAGUUGCUGGUGGUGUCGGCAACAAUCGCUAUUCUCUUAAUAGUACCGAGUUGUAUGAUCCACCAACAGGAACUUGGACUAACACUGGUAGUAUGAAUUUUGCUCGAUCUUAUCACACAGCAUCCGUUUUAACAGAUGGAAAAGUUUUAGUUACUGGU
Molecule: messenger RNA, 424 nt
Organism: Rotaria socialis
Lineage: Eukaryota; Metazoa; Rotifera; Eurotatoria; Philodinida; Philodinidae
Source: the annotation of a GenBank genome assembly